AUGCAUCAACACCCACCAGCGAUACAGCCCACCUUUGACUCGCAAACGCAGUAUAAUCUGCAAGCUACUGAGGAUAUCGACGAGUACCACGAUGAGCUAGGCAAGAAGAAUCGUCCACCUCCAAUACCGACGCGUCCAGACUAUCGACCGAAACCACUGCAAUGGCCUUUCAUCGUAUGCAUGAUUCUCGUCCUCUCCAUCUUGGUGGGGUUGGUGAUAUAUGCUCAAAAUACGAUGCCAAAUUCAGACAGCACAGCAGUUAUUGAGCCGCGCCAUUACCUGGAUUUACGGCAGGAGUCCAGUUCUAUCAGCGAGAAGUCCUCAAGUCCAAGUGGUUCAGCACAGGACCUAUCGUCUUCAGACUCUGGUCCGUCUUCUGGUCUACAGCUGUCGACGAUCAUCCAAACUAGUAAUGCCGAUCUCCCGACGACUUCUGGGCCUGGGAGAUCUCCUGCUUCGAAGUCAACUUCAGCGGCUCCUGUUACUGUAUCGUCGUCAGAAAAAGCAUCUAGUGUAGCUUUUGUAGUAUCAACGCAGCAAGAACAAUCUCCCACUGGUCGACAAGAGAAGGCACAAGUCACAACCACCACCUCGGCAUCAGGAAGUGAGGCACAGAGCCCGACCGUCUCCAGUCCGCCCUCAUCUGCGCCAUCUGACGAACUUCCUACCGGUACUACUACGGCUACAGAUGAUCCAAAUUCAGUGCCAACAUCAUCAUCAUCACCAGGCACUUUGAGAUCUAAUGAUGUUCAGAGUAAAGAACAUAAUCCAACUUCAGAGCCAACAUCGUCACCAUCACCAGGCACUACGAGAUUUAAUGAUGUUCAGAGUAAAGAAGUUGACUCUAUUCUGUCUUCACCGUUAACAACCAGAAGACCGGAAAGUUCAGACAAGAUUAAAGACACAACGGAUUCGACAGUAAGCGGCAAAGAAGCCAGCUUGAUUUCCUCCUCUGGCGGUUCGAACCAUCCCAAAGCUCCUGUCACUAGUGCCGCAUCAUCCUCCAGCUCAUCAUCGUUGGAGUCCAUCGGAAACGACAAGGUGUUUUCCAUCAUCAAGUCCGAGUUCACUUCUACAGUCACAAGACCUGGAUCCACUUUCCAGUACACAACAUCCAUCGUAGGCAGUACUCUGUGGAGCUAUUCGACGACUGUUGAAACAACAAUUCCCGGAAGUACUGGCGAGAAUACGUAUACACGAGUGAUCACAACUGCGACGCAGAGGUCGAUCACGAGAACCUUGGCAAGUAGCAACGUGGUUAUGACCACGACAAUACCUGUGCAAACCACCCAAACAGAUGUUAUCAGCGACGACAAAACAACCUACUACCAGACGACAACCAAGACAAUUGGUCGUGUGACAACCUCAACCUCGGCUGCACCAGCCUCGACAAUCGUCGAAGUCACAAAUGAAGUGGGAGAGGCGACCAUAACCUCAACGGCCCAGUUCACAUCGCCAGCAAGGGUCAGCACCUACAGCUCUGUUGUUGUUUCUGCCGUGCCGACGACUAUUGCAAGUGUAGCCACCUCGACUGCGGCGGGGGUAGUGUACGUAUCCGUAGGAACAACCGAAAUUACCAAAGUUGUUACCAUUCCUGGAGGGUCGCGAGGCCAGCAGAGCGAGCAGCCUAACCCAGUCACACAACUCAUCACCAGUGUAUUUGACGGGAAGGUUGUGACAGUUGUGGAAACGGGGAAACCUCAGGUUUUGGUGACCAAUGCUGGAGGUGUUUUCACUGGCGUUUUUACGCCACCUGCGGAGACGGUCGAGACGAGGAUAGGGGGCGAAGAGACGCAGAUGGUAGUCACAGUCACUCCGUCUCUGGAUGUAGGCCUGUUUGCCGUCCAGACGACCAUUUCUGGAAAGCCUACGAUGGUGCUGAUUCAGUCUACAAACGCCGCAGGCUUCAAGCCGGUGUCUUUGACUCUUGUGUCCCAAGUCGGAGGCAGUACUGGCGUCUUCACAACCACCGACGCCCCAGAGAUCAUCAGGACAACCAUUGAUGGUAAGGAGACUUUGACAACUAGAACACCGGCUCCGAGGGAGUUUACUUCUGUAAUUGGAGGAACGCCAACCACAAUCGCGAUGGUGACGACGCCGACUGGGAGUACGCCUUUAUCGUUUACAGUGAUCACGACGAUCGGAGGCUCUUUGAACACGGUCAUAUCAACUCCAAGCCCCACCACAUUCGUCAGUUCAAUAUCGGGCAAGCUCAGUACGAUCACAUCCACUCCGAAGCCUAGUACACGAGUGUCCACUAUUGGCCCCUCCACGGCGGUAUUCACCUCGGUUUCCCAUCCAGGGUCGACGAGCAAACCCGAUACCGUCAUAACCGAAGUCGAGAAGUUUGCCUUCACCGAUGGCGAUUACUUCCUCGGCAAGUUCCUUCCAGUGAUUCUGGCCGUCAUGAUUGCAAUUCCUCUCCGAAUUAUUGAUCUCAACGCGAAGUUAUAUCAGCCUUUCCACGCACUAUCUCAAGAAGGAGGUGCACUCGGGAAGAAUAGCAUGACCAUUCAGUUUGAAGGCUGGAAUGGGUUUUUGGCUCCUUUCAAAGUUCUCAGGCAAGGUCAUCCGGUCCCUUUCAUCACGACACUGAUGGUAUGGUCAUCGUCUCUCCUGGCACCCUUGGCAACUGAGGCGAUUGGGAUGAAACUACAUGGCAAAUGCAAAAUCACCGCCAUCGACGGCUGCGGCAUUCAGCUAGGCGUCUCCCCAAAAUUAGCCUAUAUCUUGAUCGCGUUGCUCGUUCUCAUCGUCGCUCUCCUGCUGGUUCUCCUGUACCUCCUUCGCAGCUGGAAGACUGGACUUCACGCAAAUCCUUGGAGUAUCGGGGGGAUAUCGUCACUUUCUCUGAACGCAGAAAUUCGGCCACAUCACGUCAAAUUCAAAGCUAACGAAAGAACAAUGGCAGACAAGAACUACAUGCUGGGUUUCUUUGAGAAUAGACACGGUCGAGACGAAUAUGGCUUCAUCUACUAUGACGAAUCGGCCGACAACUUGCAAUCGGCAGGGUCAGGAGCGCUAUCGACCGAUGAUGAGUCGCAUAUUAUCAAACAUCCACACGGCAGUGCGACUAAUGGCCGGAAACAAAACCCUUUCAUCGCGCUUACGAACUGGUGGCGUAUUGUGUUCGUAUGCUUCUUGCUUGCCUUGUUCAUCAUCAUACUUUACUAUCAUGUUACGCUUGGUCUUCGUACUUCUUUCAAAGACUUCAUGGACAGUCAAACAUUCGGACUCCGUUUCUUCCUUGCCGCAUUGGGUGUCAUUAUUAUUUUCUGCUGGGAAUCGAUUUUCAUGAGUAUUGCUAUUGUCAGUCCGUAUUAUCACUUGGGCCGGCGUUCGCAACGACCAGAAUCAUCCAUCCUUUUGACACGCCCCACGAAUGGAUUUUACGGCAUUUACGCCGCGAUCAUCAACGGCGACAUAGCGCUGAUGCUGGCAGCUUUCAUGUCCAUAACAGCCGAGUUUCUUCCGAUGCUGUUGGCCAAUGUACCGUACAACCUAACUCAGACGCUCAACUCCCACAACAUCUGCUCGAUUAUUAGUCUGACGAUCUUGGCGCUGAUGAUCGUGGCUGUGGGGGCAAGUUUAUUCAUCAAGUGGCCCGAGAUGCCAGUUGAUCCCCGGAGCAUUGCUGGCGCAAUGUAUUACAUCAACGAAAGCCAAAUGUUGGAUGACUUUGAAGGUCUAUCGCAGCUGUCUUCGGUGGAUAGGAAGAAGAAAGUUGGGGAGUUGGGGCGGAGAUACUUUUACGGCGCUUUGACCGGAAAACAUGGGCGGCGUAUGGGCGUCGACUCGGUGGAGAGCGUCGAAGACACUGUGUAUACCGGGGCGAACUGGCUUCCACCGCAUGAUGAUAGCGGUGACCUUGAUCAAGGGACAUCACCAUAUCGGGCUCCAGCUGCGGUCAGUUUGGGAAGAGGUCCUGGCUCAAGACACAAUAUUCCAUAUCACGAAGAAGGGGAUUGGGUGUGA
This is a messenger RNA of Colletotrichum costaricense, 3975 nucleotides long. RefSeq lists its product as uncharacterized. The transcript is spliced from 2 exons. Gene Ontology annotation, cellular component: membrane. Lineage: Eukaryota; Fungi; Ascomycota; Sordariomycetes; Glomerellales; Glomerellaceae. The record is from RefSeq and is a predicted model, not a curated record. Bases 1 to 3975 code for a protein of 1324 amino acids.